AUUCUGGAGACAAGUUUCGUGCGAAGUCGUGUAUAUUUAAAAAAUUGAGGCGGUUCAAAUAACAUGAAGAAAGUUCUCCUUGAAGCGCAUAAAUACCUUCAAGCAAAUUAAUGAACAAUUUAGUUGACAAAAAUAGUCUAAGCUACAUCAUUGCAAAUUGAAAGAUUAAAGAGAUGGUAACAUAUGUGCAAAAUUCUUCACCCGUUAUGCAAAAUACAAUGGAAAAUAUUUUAUCUGAAGUAGGAGAAUUUAUGGUAUUUCACGGCACACCAAAUUUUCACGGCACACCUAAUUUUCACAGCGUAUGUGAGCCCACAUCAGAGAUUAAUAAUCCCAACUAUUCGAUUUCAACUGAAAAAGUUAAGAAAAAAUCACCUAAUAAAAAUAAAAAAGGAAAUGUUAAGCCAAAAAAGCAAACUCGUCCACGAUCCACCUUAACAAAGCUACAAGCAAUGGAGUUAGAAAAAGAAUAUCAAAAGAAUAUAUAUAUAAGACGUCCUAAAAAUUUUGAAAUGGCUAAAAAGCUUAAUAUAACUGUUCCGCAAAUUAUGGUUUGGUUCCAGAAUCGGCGCGUGAAAAGUAAAUAUGAUGAGAAGAAAAGAAUGAAAGAAAAGUUGAAUAAAGAACUUGCCUCCAUCAAGAAAGAAGCAGAAAUUAAUUCAGAUGGAUCUUCCGAAAUUCAGUUGAAAGGUACAAUUAGUACCGUAAGUUCAACUGAAGAAAUAAAAAAUAACGAUUCAGAUAAUAGUAUUAUUCGACAGAUUCUUCAAUUCGGAUAUAAUAGAACGAAUGGCUACGAUUAUUACAAUAGCCAGAAAUAUGACGAAUCACAAAACAUUAAUCCUUCAAGUGCUGGAUGUAGCAUUAAUAAUAAUUUGUCAACUAUAACCCAGUCUCCAAACGAAAUUCUCGAAAUGCAAAUCAGUGACAACACUAUUGAUGAAAUAUUAAAUGGAUUUCCAGAUUUAAAUUCCUUAACUGAAAAUGUUGACAUUGAAAGUCUUUUGAACAUUGAAACUGAACCCGGAUGCGAUUAUCCUUCAAAUGCUGGAUGUAGUACUAAUAAUACUUUGGCAACAAGAACCCAGUUUCCAAACAACGUUUCCGAAAUGCAGCAAACCCACGAGAGCGUUAUUGACAAUAAUUUAUGUGAGAUGGGAUUGAGAUAUGGGAAUUCUUCAACCGCUAAUUAUGGCGGUUAUGGCACCAAUAAUCACAGUGACGAAUUGCAAGAACGCAACAAUUAUUUUAUUAAUAACAAUUUAAACGGGUUCCAUGGAUCAAACCCUUUAACUGCUGGAAAUGGGACUAAUAACCAUUUAGGCGUUUGUGAGAUGCAACAAAAUCAUUUGCAUCAUCCAAAUACUGCAUCGUAUGGCAGUUAUGCCACAAAUCAGGUUCCCAGUUUUAACUUUUUACAAUUCACAAAUGCUUACAGAUCAAAUCAUUCAAUGAAUUCAGAAGUUCCAUAUCCCACCGAAUUAUCUUCAUUUCAUAACAAUAUGGGCAUUCUUCACUAUUCUAAUAAUACAUACGAGAAAAAUGAUACUAUGGAUGGUAAUUCGGUCGAAGAUCUGAAUUACCAUCUGAAUCAAUAGAUGGUAAUUCUAUUGACCUUUUAAAUGUUUUUGGAAGAAGAACUUCCAAUGAAGUCGUAAUUAUUUGUUUCUUCAA
Molecule: messenger RNA, 1674 nt
Organism: Teleopsis dalmanni
Lineage: Eukaryota; Metazoa; Arthropoda; Insecta; Diptera; Diopsidae
Product: homeotic protein proboscipedia-like
Exons: 2
Coding region: 174-1598 (474 amino acids)
Molecular function (GO): DNA binding
Source: RefSeq, a predicted model, not a curated record